Molecule: messenger RNA, 2818 nt
Organism: Schizosaccharomyces japonicus yFS275
Lineage: Eukaryota; Fungi; Ascomycota; Schizosaccharomycetes; Schizosaccharomycetales; Schizosaccharomycetaceae
Product: STE/STE20/PAKA protein kinase Shk1
Exons: 4
Coding region: 319-2406 (695 amino acids)
Biological process (GO): system development; cell development; plasma membrane bounded cell projection morphogenesis
Cellular component (GO): plasma membrane; cytoplasm
Molecular function (GO): ATP binding; protein serine kinase activity; nucleotide binding
Source: RefSeq, a predicted model, not a curated record
CAGCGGCGCGGGGGGCUACACCACACGAUAGGAUAUAGGGCCCAACCUAGAUAUUGCUUCCUGCUAAGUACAUACCACUGCGUCCACACGCAAGAAUUCGGUGAACUGUAUACAAACACCGUUUUCCCUGGCACUGCCGCAGUCCUUCCACCACUGGUCGUUUCUGUUGUCUCUUUGUAAAGCACUUUUCGGGUUCUGUGCACUGUACGCUGACAAUUGGUUUGUUCUGGCGCGUUCCAAACGCAUGUCUAGAGAAAGCGUUGUUUGCUUGUUUCUUAUUGGCAAUUUGGGUAGAAAAACAGGCUUUUAGUCUUCAAGAUGCAGUACAGAGAUCCUUCUUACACGAACAUUCCUUCUUCAUCGAAGAAAAACGAAGAUUACGGUAGUGUACGGUCGGUUUCACGGUCUCCCAUCGUUCCUUUGGGCUUUGAUGAGCGAUACUACGAUCUACAUCCCACUCGUACUGCUCCCAAGCCUCCGACUGCGACUACACGUACGCUUUCGAGUGGAAGCAGUGCAUCGUCGGCAGCAUUGCCAGUGUUUCAGGUGACAGCGAACUCUUCUCGUGUGCCCGGUGCUCGGAAGAAUAGUAUUAGCUCGAUGCGUAAGACACUCUCUACUAGCUCGCAGAACAGCGACUACCACUCUUCCCACAUGGAAGAGAAGAGUCCGAAGAAGACAGCGUUUGGUAGCUUUGUGUCGAGCAUGAGCUCUUUGCUCAGCGGACACAGUUCUGCCUCGUCACAGCGUAAAUCCGGCACAAUUAUCUCCUCACCAUUCGACCCCAAGCAUGUUACGCACGUUGGUUUCAACUACGAAACCGGCGAAUUCACUGGCCUGCCCAGAGAGUGGCAGUCCCUGUUAAGCAGUAGCGGCAUCACCAAGUCUGAGCAGGUUCAGCAUCCACAAGCUGUGUUGGAUGCUAUGGCUUUCUACACCGACUGCCAGAACGCGCAGGACGGCGACAGCAGCCCCAACGGUGUGUCCUCCCUGCACUCAGGUUCGCCGACGCCGACGAUGUCUCGCUCUGCGUCGGCGUCUUCGAACCAUCAUUUGUCGUCGAACGAGGAAAACAACAUAUCUUCUCGCUUUAACACAGCGAUGCAGUUGCAGCCCUCGCGUCCCGCUCCGGCUCCUCCGAAGCCCGGAUCCAUGAGCAGUCGGAUGCAUUCUCCUUCUCCCACCCCGUUUGCGUCGCAAACGCCACGUGAACCCAGCUUGCGUAGUCAUUCGCCCGUUCUCGUGGACCAUAAUGCAUACCCUGCAAAGGCUUCUACCAAGUCUUCUCCGAAGCACUCGCAAGGUGCUCCGUCGACGCACUCAUGGUCCGGUAAGCAACACGGACACACGAGUGCAGAUAUGGCGACGAAGGCCUCGUCAGCGGCUGCUUCGGACUCUUCCCACCACCAUCAUCACACUCAUCACCAUCAGCACAAGACUGGUGCUACGGCUGCUGAUUCUGCCGCUCCUCCUUCUCCCGGAAAGCAGCGGAAGCGCUCCCAGCACCGUGGUGCUAACGAUGCUUUCGUCCUCAAUAAGUUGCAGAGCAUCUGCAAUCCCAAGAACCCCACGCUUCUUUACCGCAGCUUUGUCAAGGUUGGACAAGGUGCUUCCGGUGAUGUGUACUCCGCUCGACAAGUCGGAACUAACUUGUCUGUGGCUAUUAAAAAAAUGAAUAUUAGCCAGCAGCCCAAGAAGGAGUUCAUUGUCAAUGAAAUUCUCGUGAUGCGCUCCAACCGCCACAAGAACAUUGUCAACUUCAUUGACACGUUCUUCUACAAGGGCGAGCUUUGGAUGGUCAUGGAAUAUAUGCGCGGUGGCAGUCUCACAGAAGUUGUUACCAGCAACACCCUUUCCGAGGGUCAAAUUGCUGCUAUCUGCCGUGAGACUCUUGAGGGUCUGCAGCAUUUGCACUCUAACGGUGUCAUUCAUCGUGACAUUAAGUCCGAUAAUGUGCUGCUUUCUCUGCAGGGUGAUGUUAAACUGACUGAUUUUGGUUUCUGUGCCCAGAUUAAUGGAGAGGUUGCCAAGCGUACGACUAUGGUUGGUACGCCUUACUGGAUGGCACCCGAGGUUGUUACUCGUAAGGAAUAUGGUUUCAAGGUCGAUAUUUGGAGUUUGGGUAUUAUGGCUAUCGAGAUGGUUGAGGGCGAGCCGCCUUACCUGAAUGAGAACCCUCUCCGCGCCCUGUACCUUAUUGCUACAAAUGGCACUCCCAAGCUGAGUCAUCCAGAACGUCUUAGCCCUGUCUUUCACGAUUUUUUGUCUUUAUCCCUUAACGUCAAUCCUGACAAGCGUCCUAGUGCCGCUGAUCUUCUGCGCCAUCCUUUCCUUAAAAAAGCCGUUUCACUGUCCUCCCUUUCUCCCCUGAUCAAAUCGAUUCAAAAGCCAAGCAGUCUCAGUUAAGCUUUUGUUUGUGUUGAAUAUAUGUGAAUUGUGGUAUUCAUUUUUCUCAUACACAAAAUAUAGCUUUCCCAAGACGAGUGAACAUGCCUUUUUGUUGACCAAUUCUAAUGAUGGUAUAUGAAAACCUUUUCAGCCUAUUUAUUACUUCGUGUAAUGCCAAACCGCUACUCUGUACACAAAUGAACACUACCAUUUCGCAAUCUCUUAUAUAUAGAUGCAGUAUUGUAAUUAACAUGGGAAUGGCUGCACGCCCUUUGUUAGCCUUUAGCAGCGCCAGACUGCGAAGACUUGGGAAAGAAGACUGGGGGAGGGGGCUACCCCCUAUCCCUGUUCGCUAACUCGUUGGUGUUGUUGUUAGCUUUGUACCCCCGUUAAUACUACACCAAAACCUCACCACCAAAAACACCCCCAU